GCAGAAAAACCAGAACCUGCAUUGCAAAUUUAGGCCUUCAAACAUGGCCUGUACCGGCUUUAACCGCCGCUCAUUUGCGUGGGCAGUUCUGAUAGCAGUAGUUCUUGUUGCUAGAGCCAAUGCUAUUGACAUAUUUCUGGAAUGGCAUCUUACACUUGACACCACACUCAAGCCUGUGACCCGAGAUCAACCUGUUAUUGUGAUUAAUGGAUUGUUCCCGGGGCCACUUAUCAACGCCACUACGAAUGAUUUUGUUCAUGUGAACAUCUUUAACGACAUGGAUGAACCUCUUCUCUUUACAUGGAAUGGCAUACAGCAAAGGUUAAACUCAUGGCAAGAUGGAGUUUCCGGAACAAACUGCCCGAUUCAACCUGGUACAAACUGGACUUAUGUGUUCCAGACCAAGGAUCAGAUCGGCAGUUUCUUCUACUUCCCUUCCAUCAAUUUCCACAAGGCUGCUGGAGGAUUCGGACCUAUACGUGUCAUCAACCGCAAUGUCAUUGCCGUCCCCUUCCCCAGACCAGAAGCUGAAUUUGAUCUCCUUAUUGGCGAUUGGUUUUAUGACAGUUACCAGAGUACUAGGGCAUUGAUGGGCACUCCUCUAGUGGCAUACCAUGCAAUCCCUGAUAUAAUUUUGAUGAAUGGCAAAGGACCUGUUGGUAACCCCAUGUCAAAAUCCUAUGAAUCAUUCAAUGUCACACAAGGGAUGACUUACAGGUUGAGAAUAUCAAACGUGGGGAAUGCUUUGAGUUUCAAUUUCAGGAUUCAAAACCAUCAAAUGGUGCUGGUUGAAACAGAAGGAUCCUACACUGAUCAGAUCGCGUUGGAUUCUCUGGAUGUGCAUGUCGGCCAAUCAUACUCGGUUCUUGUCACAGCUAACCAAAAUGCAGCUGAUUAUUACAUGGUGGCAUCUCCCAAGUUGGUCAACACGUCUGAAUUUACUAGCCUUGUGGGCAUUGGGGUUUUGCACUAUUCCAAUUCAGUCUCACAAGUUAGUGGGCCUCUGCCUGAUGGACCUGACCCUUUUGAUUUAGAUUUCUCAGUCGAUCAAGCCAAAUCUAUUAGGUGGAACUUGACUGCAGGAGCUGCUAGGCCUAACCCACAAGGAACCUUCAAUGUGUCAAAUGUGACCCUAUCCCAAACCUUCAUCCUCCAAAGUUCAGUAGCUGACCUUGGUGACGAACCACGUUAUGUUGUCAACAAUGUGUCAUAUAGAACACCAGAAACCCCGUUGAAACUCGCCGAUUUCUAUGUCAAUGGCACUGGUGUGUACCAACUUGAUGCUUUUCCGACUCAUUAUGUCAAUGACGAUGCUGCAUAUGGAGUGUCCGUCGUGACUGGAAUCCACAAAGGGUGGAUAGAAAUUGUGUUCAUGAAUACUUUGGAUGCCAUGGAUUCUUGGCAUUUAGAUGGUUUUGGAUUUUAUGUCGUUGGGUAA
Molecule: messenger RNA, 1438 nt
Organism: Malus domestica (apple)
Lineage: Eukaryota; Viridiplantae; Streptophyta; Magnoliopsida; Rosales; Rosaceae
Product: monocopper oxidase-like protein SKU5
Cellular component (GO): plasma membrane
Molecular function (GO): copper ion binding; oxidoreductase activity
Source: RefSeq, a predicted model, not a curated record